Neurospora hispaniola is the source of this 831-nucleotide messenger RNA. RefSeq lists its product as uncharacterized. NCBI's taxonomy places the organism in Eukaryota, Fungi, Ascomycota, Sordariomycetes, Sordariales, Sordariaceae. The transcript has a single exon. The coding region runs from base 1 to 831 and encodes 276 amino acids. The record is from RefSeq and is a predicted model, not a curated record.
AUGGCCAUUUCCUUCCACCUCUUCCCCCAUCUCCCAUGGGAGAUUCGGUCCCGGAUAUGGGAACUUACUAUCGAGCCUCGCAUGGUUGACGUCCGUAUCUCCCACGAGUGGGAUGACCUUAGCGACGAUGUGAAAGCCAAGUACAACCAUUCAAGGCUCGGCCUCCUUCGUUUACGCUCAUCCACCCCCGUGCCUGCACCGUUACAAGCUUGUCGAGAGGCCCGGAGCCACCUCGGGCACCGAUUUUACCACAAGGCCUUCAAACAGUUGCCCGCUGCGAGGUCAAGCUCGGAAACAGUGAGGUGCGAGACACCCGAGGACCGGCUGGAGCUAGGUCUGGAGGCAGAACCGCGCUACAUCUGGGUCAAUUUCGACGUGGACCUGGUCGACACCGGGGACACUCCUUUCAAAUACUUUGAAUCCCAUUUCUUGGACCUCAAGCGGUGGAAAUUUGCGCGGGACAGAUAUUCGAUGGGUGAUGAAGCCAAAGUCUUGGGCAAAGUCGUCAAUGCAAAAGAGAUUUUUGCCGUUUGUCUAGGCCCCCGCGGAGCUAGCGAUUGGGAAGCCACGUAUGAACAAUGCUGUGUCCCCUGCGACAAAGCCAGGUUCUGGCUCAUCGAUCCGAUUCACGGGCGGACGGUGACCGCGAUCGAAAAUGACGCCUUAUGCGAUGAAGCGUGGGUUAGAGACUACAGGAAAGCCGGUGCCUACCUCGACCCUGCUACUAUGCAGCCUUUUGUGCCUUAUCUCCCGCCCGGCUGGUUCGAGGGACGGGAACGAUGGGAUGUAAUUUACCGUUGGAGCAGGGGCUACGAGGAAUCCUACAGGUAG